AUGGGCCUCGAAGCGAUCGCCUCGAUUCCCGGGGUGCUCAGCAUUGUGGCGACGCUGCUGAGUUUUGCCGAAUUAUUCUCUAUAUGCUUCAUUUGGGUGGACGGUAGCGUUUACUGGUACAUCUACAUUGACCAUUACGGAUGGCAUCUUCUCUUCGCUCCAUGCGUUUUCACCGUUUUCGUCUUCUCAGUUUUUCUUCUUUUCUCCAUAAUUUUUGGAAGAGAUCUUGUUAAUACAUAUGGAAAGCAACUUACUUUGAUCUGUUACGGUGUUUGCAUGGCUUUACUCUUUGUUGCUGGUUGUUUUAUCGCUUGGUAUGCGUCAAAAGCGAGUAAAGCAAAGAACACUACACUAAAACCUCGAUAUAUUGCAGCAUCGAUAUUCGAUUGGGUGAAUUUCCUCGUCUAUCUCGCGCUUUUCGUUUUAACAAUGCUAUUCCAA
Molecule: messenger RNA, 441 nt
Organism: Mesorhabditis belari
Lineage: Eukaryota; Metazoa; Nematoda; Chromadorea; Rhabditida; Rhabditidae
Source: the annotation of a GenBank genome assembly